AUGGCCCCCCCCUCUAUCCUUUUUUCAUUUGUUUCUUUGUCUGCAACAACAGCAGCAACGAGGAGUGUCACGCAUGCGGAGGAUCAGCAGCAAAAGAAGCGAAGGCAAAGCAGCAGCAACGCCAGAACAGCAGCAACAACAGCAGCAACAGGAAGAGCAGCAGCAGCAGCAGCAACAACAACUGCAGCAGCAGCAGCAGCAACAGCAGCAGGCGCAGCACUAAUCCGAGCAGAAGACAAGCAUCAUCAUAAUCAUGAUCAGCAGCAACAGCAACAGCAGCAGCAGCAGCAACAGCAGCAGCACCACCACCACCACCAGCGACAGCAACAGCAGCACCAGCAACACAACCACCACCAGCGACAGCACCAGCAGCAGCACCACCAGCACCAGCAGCAGCAGCAGCAGGAGCAUCACAAUACCUGA
This is a messenger RNA of Eimeria mitis, 423 nucleotides long. RefSeq lists its product as uncharacterized. Bases 1 to 423 code for a protein of 140 amino acids. The transcript is spliced from 2 exons. The record is from RefSeq and is a predicted model, not a curated record. NCBI's taxonomy places the organism in Eukaryota, Apicomplexa, Conoidasida, Eucoccidiorida, Eimeriidae.